Nannospalax galili (Upper Galilee mountains blind mole rat) is the source of this 3176-nucleotide messenger RNA. RefSeq names its product zinc finger protein 239-like. Gene Ontology annotation, molecular function: DNA-binding transcription factor activity, RNA polymerase II-specific; RNA polymerase II transcription regulatory region sequence-specific DNA binding. Lineage: Eukaryota; Metazoa; Chordata; Mammalia; Rodentia; Spalacidae. Gene Ontology annotation, cellular component: nucleus. Bases 46 to 1116 code for a protein of 356 amino acids. The record is from RefSeq and is a predicted model, not a curated record. Gene Ontology annotation, biological process: regulation of transcription by RNA polymerase II. The transcript has 3 exons.
ACAUAGCCUAAUUUUCAUUUUUCAUUUUAGGAUCCAUUGACUUUCAUGGAUGUGUCCAUAGACUUCUCCCAGGAGGAGUGGGAAUGCCUAGACUCUGCCCAGAGGGCUUUGUAUAGGGAGUUGAUGUUGGAGAACUACAGCAAUCUGGUGUCUGUAGGCCUUGCUGUGUGUAAGCCCGUUCUGGUCUCCUGUUUGGAACAAAGCAAAGAGCCCUGGAAUGUGAAGAGAGGGGAGACUGUAGCCAACCAGAACUCAACUCUUAGAAGACAUCAGAGGGUGUAUAAUGUAGAGAAACCCUACAGAUAUGAAGAAUGUGACAGGUCCUUUUCUUUGAUGUCAAGUUUAAAAUUACAUCACAGCAGUCAUACUGGAGAGAAACUCCACAAAUGUGAAGAAUGUGGCAAGUCCUUUAGUGAAAUGUCAAGGCUUAGAGUGCAUCAGCGAAUACAUACAGGAGAGAAACCCUACCGAGAUGAAGAAUGUGGCAAAUCCUUUACUCAACUAGCACAUCUUAGAGAACAUCAGCGAAUGCAUACAGGAGAGAAACCCUACAGAUGUGAAGAAUGUGGCAAGUCCUUCAGUCGAGUGUCAAAUCUUAGAGGACAUCAGCGAAUGCAUACAGGAGAGAAACCCUAUGGAUGUGAAGAAUGUGGCAAGUCCUUUAGUGAAAUGUCAAGGCUUAGACUACAUCAGCAAAUACAUAUAGGAGAGAAACCCUACAGAUGUGAAGAAUGUGGCAAGUCCUUUAGUCGAAUGUCACAUCUUAGAGGACAUCAGCGAAAGCAUACAGGAGAGAAGCCCUACAGAUGUGAAGAAUGUGGCAAUUUCUUUAGUGAAAUGUCAAGUCUUAGAAGACAUCAGCGGAUACACACUGGAGAGAAACCCUUCAGAUGUGAAGAAUGUGGCAAGUCCUUUAGUCGAAUGUCACACCUUAGAGGACAUCAACGAAUGCAUACAGGAGAGAAACCCUACAGAUGUGAAGAAUGUGGCAGGUCCUUUAGUGAAAUGUCAAGUCUUAGAAGACAUCAGCAGUUACACACAGGAGAGAAACCCUGCAGAUAUGAAGAAUGUGGCAAGUUCUUUAGUCACAUGUCAGAUAUUAGAGUACAUCAGUGAAUACAUAAUGGAGAGAAACUGUAGAGAUAUGAAGAAUGUGGCAAGUUCUUUAGUCACAUGUCAUAUCUUAGAGCACGUUAAUGAAUACAUAAUGGAGAGAAAUCCUACAGAUGUGGAGAAUGUGGCAAGUCCUUUGGUAAAUGGUCAAGUAUUAGAAGACUUCAGCAAAUACAUACUGGGGAGAAACCCUACAGAUGUGGAGAAUGUGGCAAGUCCUUUAGUAAAUGGUCAAGUAUUAGAAGACCUCAGCGAAUACAUACUGGAGAGAAACCCUACAGAUGUGAAGAAUGUGGCAAGUCCUUUAGUCAAAUGUCAUAUCAGAGGACAUCAGCGAAUACAUAAUGGGCAGAAACCCUACUGAUCUGGAGAAUGUGGCAAGUCCUUUAGUAAAUGGUCCAGUAUUAGAAGACUUCAGCAAAUACAUACUGGAGAGAAACCCUACAGAUGUGAAGAAUGUGGCAAGUCCUUUAGUCAAAUGUCAUAUCAGAGGACAUCAGCGAAUACAUACUGGGGAGAAACCCUACUGAUGUGAAGAGUGUGCCAUCAUCUUCAAUCAAAUGUCAUAUCUUAGAUCACAUCAGAAAACACAUACUGGGGAGAAAUCCUGCAAAUGUGAAGAAUGUGAUGAGACCUUUAGUUGCACGUCAAGCCUUAGAGUACAUCAGCAGAUACAUCAUGGAGAGAAACCCUACAGAUGUGAAGCAGGUGCCAAGGCCAUUAGCCAAAUGGCACAUCUUACAUUAUAUCAACUAAUAUAUACUGCGAGAAACCCUACAGAUGUGAAGAAUGUAGCAAGACCUUUAGUUCCAUGUUAAGGCUUAGAGGACAUCAGCGAACACACACUGGAGAGAAACCCUAUAGAUUUGAAGUAUGUGACAAGUUCUUUCAUCACAUGUCAUAUCUUAGAAUACAUCAGCAAAUACAUACUGGAGACAAACCCUACAGAUGUGAGGAUGUGGCAAGUCCUUUAGUCACAUGUCAAUUCUUAGAGGACAUGGGCGAAUGCAUGCUUGAGAGAAUCCCUACAGAUGUGAAUUAUGUGACAAGUCCUUUAGGCACAUGUCAAUUCUUAGAAGACAUGGGUGCAUGCAUGCUUGAGAGAAACCCUACAGAUGUGAAUUAUGUGACAAGUACUUUAUGGUGAGCUUAACUUAAAUAAGACACAUAAAAUAAUUCAUAUUGAGAGAAUCCCCACAAAUGUCAAGAAUGUAAGUAGUCCUUUAAAAAUUUGUCUCAUCUUAGAGGACAUCAUGUAAUUCAUACUUGAGAGAAAUUCUAUAAAUGUGAAGCAUGUGACAAGUCCGUUCAUUGUAUGUCAGAUUUAAUGUUUCAUCAGAGAAUUCCUACUGGAAAGUAACCAUUCCGAUAAGAAGAAUAUGACUGACUGAGAGCCCAGCACAUAGAAGGCAUCAGAGAAUUCAUAGUAGACAGAUACCCCACAAAUGAAAAGGGCUUGAGAGGCCCUGUACUCGUAUUUAAACUCUUAGAGAACAUCAAAGAAUUUACAUUAAAGGGAGACACAGGAAUUAUAAGGAAUGUAGCAAUUCCUUUAAUCAUAUGUCAAAUGGUGACACAUAAAAAAUUCAUACUAGAGAGAUAGUUUACUGUUGCACAGAGUGUGGUACAUCCUUUACCCUGGGCUUAAUCCUUAGAAUACAAAGCAGAAUCUGCAGUAGAGGGAUAUAUCCAAAAGUCUGGAAAAUAUUCAAAUGCUUAUAUUUAUAUAUUACAAAACUUCAUAGUGUACUGAAGGAAAACUUAGAAUUAAGUACAACAUUGCAAAAUCUCCAUUCAUGUGUUUGAGAAACUAGCAGCAUAAAAAAUGUGAGAAAGCAUACAUUUACCCAUACAAUGUUGUUGAAUAGCACUGAAUCCUUGUGCAUUGAAAAUCUACAAAUAACAUCAUGUCAGCAUCAUGAGAUUUCAUACUGAAAAGGAACCUCACAAAAUUCAAAGAUUAAUACCUCAUUAUUUAUUGUCAGAGAAUACACUGUGCCAAUGAAGCAUCUAAGUAUAAAUGAAUUGCCACAUAUUCUCUAAAUAGCAUGUGAAUAUGUGAA